Molecule: messenger RNA, 3621 nt
Organism: Adineta steineri
Lineage: Eukaryota; Metazoa; Rotifera; Eurotatoria; Adinetida; Adinetidae
Source: the annotation of a GenBank genome assembly
AUGGAUGAUUUACAAGUUACAGAUAUGUUAGAUGAUUGGGUUUUUAAUGCUAAUGAAACAAAUAUUUCGGAUACAAGUCAAUCAUUAUCAUCACCAUCUGUUCCUUCAUCACCGGCUUUGUCAUUAAAUGAAUCGUCAUUACCAAUAACAAAAGUUUCUUUAUUAUCAAAUAAUGAAGAAGAAGAUAAUCAAAUCAAAAAACGUAAAUUAAGUGAGCAUAAAACUGCGUCAAAUGAGCAUAAAAAAUCUAAACAAACACCAGCAUAUAUGAGAAGAAAUAUUCGUACUUUACUACCAAAUGAUAAAUUACAAGAUGAUACAUUAUCAGCACUUCGAGCUGAACAAGAUCGUCUUAAACGAUUAGCAGAAAUUAAUGAUAAUUAUCAACCAUUUCAAACUAUCUAUACACAUUUAUCAACAAAUAAUCGUAAUCAAUUUAAACCAAUACCAAAUGAACAAGAAUGCAUUGUUUUAGAUGAUGAUGAUAAAGGACAUGAAAGUCUCUCAGUACUAAAAAGAUAUACAGAUUCAAAUCGAAGAAUAGUUGCUGACGAUGAUGAUGAUGAUAGUAAUGAUUCUGAUGUUCAAUGUGUCGAUAGUGAUACAGAAAUUGUAAAUGAUAAAUUAACUAAAAAAUUACAACGUUUACAUGUUUACGAUCGUGUUAAUAUUCCAGAUGAAAAUGGUAAUAUAUUAAUUAAUGUAAAUCAUCCAAGUGAUGAUCCGGAUCUUUAUAUAUCCAAACAUCUCUGUUCAAUUUUAAAACCUCAUCAAGUCGGUGGUAUACGUUUUAUGUAUGACAAUAUAGUUGAAUCUCUCGAACGUUUUCAAACAACACCUGGUCUUGGUUGUAUACUUGCACAUUCAAUGGGUUGUGGAAAAACUUUACAAGUUAUUACAUUCAUUGAUAUUUUCUUACGUUAUACAAUAGCAAAAUCAGUAUUAAUUGUUGUACCUAUAAAUACAAUACAAAAUUGGGCAAAUGAAUUUAAUCGUUGGUGUCCAGUAGGUAAUCCUAAUAUUGAUUAUCAACGUCCGUAUCAAUUGUAUAUAAUAAAUGAAACAUCAAAAAAACUUGUUCAACGUGCUAAAAUUGUAGAGAAUUGGUCUCAAACAGGUGGUGCACUUCUUAUUGGUUAUGAAAUGUUUCGUUUAAUGGUAACAAAAAAGACUCCACAAACAAGUACAUCAACAAAAACGAAUAAUAAUAAUAAUAUUAGAAUAACGAAUAUAUCUAGUCUAAGUACACCUUUAUUUGGUGAUACUGAAGAAGAAGAAAAAAAUAAUGAAACAUUCGAUGAUAUAAGAAAUGCAUUAAUUAAUCCAGAUCUUGUAAUUUGUGAUGAAGGUCAUCGAAUUAAAAAUCAUCUAGCUAGUGUUGCAAUUGCUUUAAAAUCAAUUAAAACACAACGCCGGAUUGUUCUUACUGGUUAUCCACUACAAAAUAAUCUCAUUGAAUAUUGGUGUAUGGUUGAUUUUAUUCGUCCAAAUUAUCUUGGUAGUAAACAAGAAUUUUGUAAUAUGUUCGAACGUCCUAUUCUUAAUGGUCAAUGUGUUGAUUCAACUUCUGAAGAUAGACAAUUAAUGCGUGCUCGUGCACAUGUUUUACAUAGUUUACUGGAGGGUUUUAUUCAAAGACGUGGUCAUGAUGUUCUUCAAACUGAUCUUCCACCUAAAAGUGAAUUUGUUAUAUUACUUAAAUUAUCAAGUAUACAACGACAAUUGUAUAUGAAAUUUCUUGAAGCUGUCGGUGCAUUAUCAAGUACAUCUGAACGAACACUUAAUCCAUUACGAGCAUUCACGAUUUGUUGCAAAAUUUGGAAUCAUGCGGAUGUAUUAUAUAAAUUUGUUCGUGAUCGUCAAGAUGGUUCUGAUGUUGAUAUUGAUUUAGAAAUUGAUCAAAGUUCAAAUCGAUCAUUAUCAACGAAAACGAGAUCAAAUAGUCGUUUAAAUUUAAUGAAUCGUUCAUCACCUAUUUCAUCUCCACAAACAAUGAAUAUGAAUAAUCCGUUUGAACCUCAACAAAUGUCAACAUAUUCAGUGGAAAAAAAAGAAUUUGAUUAUGAUUUUGCGAAUUCAAUUUUAAGUUCUUAUAUUACUGGACAAUUAUCAAGUGGAAUUAAAUUUGAAGUUGCCUUAACAAUUAUUGAUUUGUCAGUUCAAGUUGGAGAUAAAGUUCUUUUAUUUAGUCAAAGUUUAUUAACAUUAAAUAAAUUAGAAGAAUUUCUUAGCCAACGUCAAAUACCAAAUACAAAACAAAAAUGGGAAAAAAAUAAUACUUAUUAUAGACUUGAUGGUAGUACAAGUGGUCUCGAACGUGAAAGAUUAAUCAAUGCAUUCAAUGCUCCAAAUUCUAAUGCAAAAUUAUUUUUAAUAUCUACAAGAGCGGGUUGUCUUGGGAUCAAUCUCGUUGCUGCAAAUCGAGUUAUUGUAUUAGAUGUAUCAUGGAAUCCAUGUCUUGAUGCUCAAGCUAUUUGUCGUAUUUAUCGUUAUGGGCAAAAAAAACAUUGUUACAUAUAUCGAUUAAUAGCAGAUUUUACAAUGGAAAAACGUAUUUAUGAUAGACAAAUAGCUAAACAAGGAAUGUCGGAUCGUGUUGUUGAUGAAUUACAACCACAAAAUCAAUUUACUAGAAAUGAAGUCGAAAAUUUACUUCAUUUUGCAGCUGAAGAAGAACCACCUGCAUCUGAUUUAAUUACCAAAAUUGAUGACAUAUCUAAUGAUCAAAUAUUAUCAUUGACAUGUAAACAAUACGCUCAAUCAAUAACAAAAAUUCCAUUUACACACGAAUCUUUAUUAUCAGAUCAUAAAGAAAAUCAAUUAACAUCAGCAGAAAAACGUCGUGCACAAAGACAUUAUCAACAUGAAAAAGAAAUGAAUAUAUAUUCAAAUCGAUCAAGAUCGAAUGUAAACCGAGGUUCAUCAUUUGUUAAUAAUAAUAAUAAUAGUUCUCGAUAUAUAAAUGAAUUUCUUCAACGUUCGAAUCAACCACUUGCAUCAACAACUGGAUCUCAUUAUUCACAACCUACUCAACGUCAAAUAACAGAAAGUAAAAUAGAACAAUUAAAAAAACGAGGAAUUACAGUUCAACCUGUUAUGUUACGAGCUCCAUUGGAAGUUCAAAUGAAUAGUUUCGAUCAUGAAUCAAUUCCAGCUGGUGUUAAAAUUCAUUUAAUUAAAUCACCUCGUGGAUUAAAUAUUCGAACACCGGAUGGAAGAAUUUUUUCUAUUCGUCAGUCAUCAGCACAAACAGUAAUGAACAAUUCACAAUCAUCACCAAUCGCUCCUCCUCCUCCACCACCACCACCACCUCCACCUGUUCUCCCACAACCAUCAACUUCUAAUUUACUAUUUGAUUUACCAUCAUUUCCAUAUCCUUCAUCAUUAACGAAUGAUUUUAAUAUAUCAACUGAUCUUCUAAAUGAUGAUCUAGAUCUUAAUCCACCUUCAACAUCAUCAUCAUCAUCUGCGUUUGACAGUUUAAAGUCAUGGCAAAAUGAUUAUCUUCAAAAUCUUGAUUUCUUUUCAGAUCUUUUGCCAAAUCAACCGAAUAUGUCUCUAUCACCCGAAAAUAAUAACAAUAUAAAUGAUUUUACUUCGAGUUCUUUAACAUUUACAUAA